Molecule: messenger RNA, 783 nt
Organism: Bipolaris maydis ATCC 48331
Lineage: Eukaryota; Fungi; Ascomycota; Dothideomycetes; Pleosporales; Pleosporaceae
Source: RefSeq, a predicted model, not a curated record
UAUGCUCUUUCUAAAAUAGGUUAUAAUCACUCUUUUAUUAGCCUAGAGUGGAUUAAACAAGUCUUUGACCCUCAGACUAAAGCUCGUGCUAAUAGGAAGCCAUGGAUACUCAUCUACGAUAGCUUUGGGACACAUAAAACCCUCGAGAUUAUUGAAUUUUGCUUAGAGAAUAACAUCAUCCUAUACAGACUACCCUCUCACACGUCUCACAAGACACAACCUUGUAACGUGUUAGUUUUUGGGCUAUUAAAAACAGCGUACCGAGAUAAAGUCGAGCGCCGCUACCAUAGAGGUCUAACAAAUGUCAACAAAGAACACUUCACUGCUAUAUACAGUCGUGCGAGAGAAAGGGCGAUGACGAAGAAGAAUAUACUUGCUGGCUGGGCAAAGACCGGCCUCUUUCCUUAUAACCCUCCGAGGGUUCUUCGUGAUAUCGUAAAGCCAGACGCUCCGCUGACUAUUUCGAUCUCCCACGAUGUCGGAAGCACACAAAAUGGAGUAACCCGGACACCAGUGACGCCCGUGCCAUCGGAAGCAGUGGCACAACUACUGAGCCUCAUCAAGCAAGAUUCUCAUAGUGAUAAGCCAAUUGAAUUACGUCGUCAUAGACUGACUCAGAAGCUUGCCAACGCUGCCGAAAGGUCUAUUGCCCAACAAGCCCUUGACCAGAAUUAUAUUGGGCUUCUUAAGACUGCCAAUAAAGAGGCUAAGACUCGCCGAAAUACAAAGUCAGAUAUCCUGAAGAAGCCUGGGAAGAACGGCGAAGGACGGGUGAUGAGAUAG